Molecule: messenger RNA, 1275 nt
Organism: Aspergillus campestris IBT 28561
Lineage: Eukaryota; Fungi; Ascomycota; Eurotiomycetes; Eurotiales; Aspergillaceae
Product: bZIP transcription factor
Exons: 4
Coding region: 238-1251 (337 amino acids)
Biological process (GO): regulation of DNA-templated transcription
Molecular function (GO): DNA-binding transcription factor activity
Source: RefSeq, a predicted model, not a curated record
AUCGUAUCUCGAUUCCACCCAACAUUGAUCAACAGAAUUCAACCUCGAGGCAUGGUGGAUCCCACUCCACACCUCCGGCAGCUUCUCGCUGCGCGAGAUUUCGCCCCAGACGAUCAAAAUGCGCCAGCCCCGGCGCAUCCAGAUCUGACGCCACCAGCCGAUCGUAUUCAUUCCUCGGUCCAGGACUCAGACACUGAGCCUUCAACCACCACGGUCUGCACAUCGAUACCGCCAACAAUGCCAAUGAUACCGUCCUCCCAGGGCCGUAUGCCCCGGAGCAGUGGUCGUCCGCGAUCUGGCCCAGAUAGCGCCACCGUCUUAUCGGAAGAACGACGAAGUCAGAUCCGACGCGCGCAAAAGACAUACCGUUUGAAAAAGGCGGCCAGUUUACAGGAAACGCAACAGCGAGUCGCACUCUUGGAAACGAAACUGCAGAGUAUCUCCGACUCGCUAUCAGACUAUAGAGCCGCGCUGGUGUCUGAGCUGCAGGACAGCCAUCCACUAGUUACCGGCUUCGAUAAUAUCUUUGAUAUUGCUGGUUGCGAUCGCGACCAAACGGGGACGACAUCCCAAGCGCCAACAGACAAUUGCUCCCUCUCCCGCCAGCUCCAGCGCUACAGCCUUGAAUACGCCUUCCGCCUCUUCACCAACACCCACUCGCCCCCCGUGGAAAUCUACCGCGUCUUCCGCCUCGUCCCGUGCCUCCGCAACCGCUCCAAAAUGUACCCCUACUUCCGACGGCUCGUCUGCGCCGACACCGACAACCCACUCGAAGUACCCACCCUACCGUUCUACUGCAUCGGCGGCGCCGGCACGCACUACCCCGCGCGCGACACCGCCGGUAACCCCAUCUACCCGCCCAAGAUGCGCCUCCCGCGGCGGAUCUUGAGCGUGGGCGUGGGCGUGGACGGUGCACAGAGGCGGCUCGAGGCUUGCGGGCUCGACGGUCGGUGGUUCGAUUGUCGCGAUGUGGAGGGGUUCUUGCGCGAGCGGGGCGUCCAGGUCGAUGGGUCUUUGUUUCCUGUUGUGAGGGAGUCGGAUUCGGCUUCCCCUGGUGGUGGUGAGAGUGCGGACUAUCAACUGCAGAUGUCGCUGGUGGAGUCGUUGGGGGAGAGCGUGGCUCCGUCGAGGCUGGACCUGGAGUCGUUUUUCCAAAGACUCCUCCGCGGAGUGGUCAUUCUUGGUCGCGUGCCUGGAUUCCGGGAAUGUGAUGUGGUGGGGGCGUUUAAGACGUCGGUUAUAUCUAGUUGAUUGGAGUAUGUGUAUAUGUUUGAG